Lineus longissimus is the source of this 5098-nucleotide messenger RNA. RefSeq lists its product as uncharacterized. Gene Ontology annotation, biological process: protein phosphorylation; mitotic spindle assembly checkpoint signaling; meiotic sister chromatid cohesion, centromeric. The transcript has 20 exons. NCBI's taxonomy places the organism in Eukaryota, Metazoa, Nemertea, Pilidiophora, Heteronemertea, Lineidae. The coding region runs from base 72 to 4640 and encodes 1522 amino acids. Gene Ontology annotation, cellular component: nucleus. Gene Ontology annotation, molecular function: protein kinase activity; ATP binding. The record is from RefSeq and is a predicted model, not a curated record.
ACUUAUCAAAGUUCACCUUAAAUUCUCGUUCAUGUAACCCAUCAAUACGUCGACCUCGUCGUAUAUUUGACAUGGAGUCGAGUGGUGACACGGAAAAUGCAAAUGAAUGGGAACUUUGCAAAGAAAAUGUCCAGCCUUUGAGGCAAGGUCGAAAAUUUGCAAAUUUGUCUGCAGCACUGCAACCAAACUCAACAGACUUGCAGAACAAGAUUCGUCAACAAAAACAAGAAUUUGAAAUUGAGCUUCGCACAUAUAGUGGAGAUGAUCCACUGGAUGUUUGGUAUAGGUACAUAAAAUGGACUGAACAAACCUACCCUAAAGGUGGCUGCGGCAAGGAAGGGAAUCUGAUAGAACUUCUCGAAAACUGCAUCCAGCGAUUCAAGGAUGAUGAUGUUUAUAAAAAUGACUUCAGAUAUGUCAAUGCCUGGCUCAAACUUGCUAAUCACCAGAGUGAGCCACUUGAAAUCUUCAGCUUCAUGUUCAACCACGGUAUUGGAUGUAUGGUGUCCAGUUUCUACUCUGCAUGGGCAUGGCAGUAUGAAGAGUCGGGCAACUAUAAGAAGGCAGAUGCUAUAUUUCAGCAGGGCGUGAGGGCAGGAGCCCAGCCCAUGGAUCAACUCAAGUCACAACAUCUGGAGUUUCAAGCACGACUUGCACGGAAGGUGGCUGAAGAUGGAGAUACCAUGAUGGAGACAACUGAUUCAGGACCACAGAGGAGCACUCUGGCACAGCUCAAAGGCCAUGGAAAGCAUAAAGCUGUUGGUGUCAACAGGUUGAAUGUCUCAACAAAACCAGCCCAAGGUCUUGGCGUUGCAGCAGCACCGAAGCAAAUCAGCGGCCCAUCUUUCUCCAUAUUUACUGAAGAGAGCAAUCCGUGUGCCUCUCUUCCACCACAGACAGCUGAGUACAAGAGUAUUCCGCAAAAAGCCAAGAUGAAAGCUGAAAAUGAGCAGAAGCCAGGGAAAUGGUCUAGUGCUAAGGUCAAACAGAAAACUGUUGGAACUGUGCCCAUCAGUGAAGUAUCUCAACACAACCAGCCAGCAUUCCCCAUACAUGCUGAUGAAGGUAUCAUAGAUCCGCCUCCUACUCCAAGGACGGCGAUACGAAUGGACAACAACCAAGUCCUCAGCGCAAGAAAACCCCAAAAGCAACACAAUACUCUUCAGGCGAUUACAAAUUCUGCCAUGGUUGUAAAUAAUCCCGGUGAGAUGCCAAUGUACUGCAAGUUGAAGGUGUAUGGUGGAUUACAUGAGUUGCAAUUGGAGGAGAUUCGGGCGGCCAGGUGGAGGAAGAAUCGCAAAAAAAUUGAAAUGGAACAAAGGAGACUAGAAGAUGAGAAAAGACGUGCUGAAGAGAUGAAAUCAAUGAUGGACAUGAUGAAACAACAACAAGAGGCCCUGGAGCAACAACGUCUGCUUUUCCAACAAAUGCAUGAAAAGCAGUGGCAACAACAACAACAGAUUCCUCCACAACAACAGCAACAACAACCACAACAACAGUUUCAGGAACAGAAUGAUGUGUGCGUCGACUUCAAUCCUCCACAACAACAGCAACAACAACCACAACAACAGUUUCAGGAACAGAAUGAUGUGAACACGUUAGAUGCUCAGUUAGAAGAGAAACUCCAAAUUAGGGAUGAAUGCAGUCAAGAUGUCUCGAUGAGUGCAUCGCGCAACACAAGCAGACAGCUCGCCUUUCCUAACAGUGCGGCUGCAGCCCUGCCACCCAAGUCAGCCUCUGUUAGCCGACAGAUGUUUGACACAUCGUCUCAACGACAGUGCAAUGAAAAUUCGUUCCCAUCUAGUAUCAAGAUAUUUGAAGAUUCAGAGCCAACGCCUGCACAAUCUAGUAUGAAGAUUUUUGAGGACAAACCUACCCCAUCUGGUAUCACGAUUUUUGAAGACAACACCUCUCGUGUGAAGCCGACGCAGUCUAGUAUAAAAAUAUUUGAGGACACUGCGUCAGGUAUGGAUACAGGUGCUAGAAUCUUUAGAGAUGACGCAAAGCUUGAGAAGCCACAGACAAGUGACACCGUCAAUGUAUUUCAAGAAAGUCGCGCUCCCACUCAACCUCGUGGAUUGCAGCCAAGACUGUUCAAGCGGGAAUGUACAUUUCAGGAACAGGUGCCUGCGCCAAACGUGUCGGCUGCCUCUGCUCGCACUCCUGGACAACAUGAGCCAAGUUGGCCGUCCAAUUCUUUCAGUCGCACGAGGUCGAGAGAACCGACACCGGACAGCUUUUAUAAUCCAUUUAAAGAUUCAGGUGGCAGGAGUCGAGAGAGCAUGGCAGCACCUUCACCUACGGUCAACACGAGAGAGGCAUUCCAACUUGUGAUGGGCAUGUUCAACAACACCAUUGACAGUAACCCAGAGGCCAACUUUGGGUGGGAAGGGAACAAUGAGUCUGUGGUUGACAACCAAAUGGAAGCGGAAUAUGCUGUGGAAUCAGUGAAACCAAAAGUUGCUGGGGGAUGCCUUGGCACACACAAUGCCCAGCCCUUUGUUAUAUUUGAUGAGAAUCAGGGAGGACGGCAUUCUGAAAAGGUGCUGAAGUCACAUCAGGAUCUAAUUGACCAGGAAAACAGAGCACCGGCAGAUUACAAUAAACAGCCCAAGAGGACAGGCUUAUCUGGUAUUCUCCAGCCAGCCACGGAUAUUCCUUGUCAAGGAAAAGAGGAUGAUUACGGUGAUGGAGACAUGUUUGGUAUAGAACCACUGCCAGAUGAAGAUAUGACCUUUGCCCCAUGUUUCGAAUCGACCAAGAAAUUCUCCCAUUUAGCGCAAAUGGUGUCUACACCAUUUCCAAAUGCAGGAAACGUACCACUUCCUAAUCCCGCCUUGAGUAAUAUCAACGUUAACCAAACACAGUUUGAGACAAAGACUGGGCUUUGUGCUGAAGAGACGAUGUUUAUGUGCAAGAGUUUGGACCAAGAGGAGAUGAGUAGUAAGAAAGACAUGCCGCCCUUUGCCAAGGAAAAUGUUUACAGCUUGGCUGAACAGUCGCCAAAAGAAAAGUUCCCACGACCGAGCAUCGGUGUUGGACAAUUGACGCCAAUAAUGGAAGGCAGUAGCGAGAAGUCAUCUGGGCACAGCGACAACACCAACAAUGUUUUCUGCCACACCGGCUUCUCCAGUCACCACCCGAUGACAGGACUAGAGACUGUCGAUGAAGAGAGUCUGCGAGCUUUGUCCAUAAACGAGUCGAGACAAAUGAAUCUCCAAGCGAUGGCGAUGAACGAAUCAAAGCCUGUGUGUCAGGUAUCAGUCCGAGAGAUUACAGCACCAAAUGUUCUGGCCGUGAACGAAUCCAGGAGAGACGUUUCUACAUUUGAUGUUCCGAUGCCCGAAAUUUCACUGCCUGCAUUUAGCGUGAAUGAAUCACGAAUGAAUUUGUCAGAAUAUGAUGCACAAGAGCCAGAGAUUUCAUUUCCUGCACCGCAAGUUGAGAAUAUGAACCAGACUUGCCACUUUAUCGAUAUCACCCACUACGAACCAAGCGAGGAAAACACACCAGAUUUCUUGUCAACGUCGGUCGUCUUUGAUUCAUCAGAUCCCUUUGAUUUAGAUUUGGUCAAAAAAUUCAUCUCGAGGUUGCCGACACCUCUGUCGUCCCAUCCUAACUAUCAUGAAUGUAAAGGAGCUAUGCCGAAAAUCAAGAUCAGCAAGUCAUCCUGCAUGGUUUCAAUAGGCCUCGAAGAGUAUGAAAUUGUGAGGAAAGUUGGAGAAGGAGCCUUUGCUGAUGUCUACCUCGCCAAUGUUAUUGAUUUGGAGGAGGCUACCGGUUUGGACUUGGAGGGAAAUGAAUGCGUUGUGAAGGCCCAGAAACCUGCAUGUCCUUGGGAAUUCUAUAUCUGUUCUGAGCUGGCAAAGAGGAUGAGGCGGCUCCAAGCUCCUGUAGAUCCAACGCCCUUCUUCAUGAAUAUUGACAAAGCUUACUUCUACUCUGAUGGCUGUUUCUUCGUGAAUGCCUACCACAAGUAUGGGUCACUCCUGAAUCUUGUGAACGCCUUCAAAGUUAAGAAGUCCUUCCUUCCUGAAUCCGUUGUCAUGUAUCUGACCAUCUCACUGCUGAAGAUCUUGGAGAAUCUGAUGGCUGUUGAUAUCAUACAUGGAGACAUCAAGCCUGACAACUUCCUCUUCGUUGGAAUGCCUGAUGGUUCGUCUUCCACAAAUCCAGACACACUCUUAAAUGAGAGUUUCCCUGUGAAACUGAUCGACUUUGGUCGUAGUAUCGACAUGGACAUGUUUCCUGCUGGGAUGACGUUUACGGCCAAGGUUGAGACGGACGGAUUCCAGUGCAUUGAGAUGAAGACUGACAGGCCGUGGACAUACCAGACGGAUUUCUUUGGCAUUGUUGGAACCAUUCACGUGUUGACUUUCUCCAACUACAUGAAGGUGAUUUUGAGUAAAGAUGGAUCAGAAAAGUGGAUUCAUUCCUCGAGGUUCAGACGGAGUUGGAAAGCCGUUGAUCUUUGGACGGAACUCAAUGACAGUUUCCUAAAUAUUCCAAACUGUGACAGUUUGCCGGACGUACGGGAUAUCCGCAUGAGAUUUGAGCGAUACUUCAAGGAGCAUCUGAUCAGGAAUUUCAUCGAAAAAGAAGCUAGGAUGGUGGAGGUGACAUUGCUUAGUCCCCCUUGAGUUGUAACGUUCAGGCUUGUCAUCAAGUCAGACCACAAUAUCACAUCAUGGACUUACCGCUUGUCACGGUCCGGGUUUCACUUCAGUCACUUGUUACGAGCAUGUUCAUUUAGUGACUAAAACUCGAAAACAAGACAUCACAACAUUAGGGUAAAGUGACAUCAUGAAUCAUAUGUAGCCUACUUCUUAAUUUGUAUUUUCUGUUUUAAUAUAUAAACUUUUCUUAGGCCGGUAUUUAGACUGUAGUAUGAUAAUGUGAGGAAAUGGACUCUAGAUUUCUUAAAAUCAUCAUGGUGAUUUGGAUGAGGAGCCAGAGCUGUAUACUGUAGUUCACUUUGUAUGCAUAUGUUGUAUAGGCACUUGGUACGCUUACACCACCUGAUUUAGAAUAGCCUGAGUUGAUUGUAUAGUAUCAUCAUCGUAAAGUCUGUACUUUUACAAAGAGGCUGUUAUUGAAA